Drosophila virilis is the source of this 778-nucleotide messenger RNA. RefSeq names its product adult cuticle protein 1. NCBI's taxonomy places the organism in Eukaryota, Metazoa, Arthropoda, Insecta, Diptera, Drosophilidae. The record is from RefSeq and is a predicted model, not a curated record.
CGAUCAGAAUGGGCGCUAUAAAAGCUCAACGGCCACGGGCAGCUGUCAAUUAGUUACGUUUGAAGCGUCUCGCCGAUCACAGAAGCCAACAUGAAGUUCGCCAUUGUCGUAGUCUUGUUCGCUCUGGCCUGGGGUGCCCACGGCUCAGUGGUGCCGCUGCUGACCUCCGCUCAUGGCUCCGCCGUGGUGCUGGGCGCUCCGGCCGUGGCCGGCUCCGUGGCCGUGCACGCCUCCGCGGUGCCCGCCGCUGUGCCCCUUGCCAUUGCCCCAGCUGGACCCAUUCUGGUGCAGUCAGCGGCCCAUUCGAUUGCCCAUGCUGCUCCAGUUGUGGUUGCGGCUCCGGCGCCCGCUGUUGUGGCCGUUGCCGCUGCACCCGCCUCGUAUGUGGCCAAGACGCGCGGUGCCGUGCAUGUCGCCCCGCUGCCCGGACAUGUCCAGAGCGCCGCCUCCGUCAACCUGGAGCCCGCACCAGGCACUUGGUAGAGAUCACACUCUGGGAUUACAAUUGCAACAGCCCUGCCUUUGACCUUGCCAUCGAUUCGUUUUUAGUUUCCUUUGUUUUUUGUUUAUUUCCCAAAAGGCUAUCCCACGCACAUCUUACUGCCAUCUAAGUCAGGCUUCGCCUCUUAUCAGCAGCUGCGCUUUGGCCAGCUCCUCUCCUACUCUACUUAUUCUGGUCUUCUUUAUGUACUUCUAUUCCUUACGAUCUGUUAACCAAAUGAUAUCCUCACAUGCACAUGAAAAUUUUGUUUCAAAAUAAAUAUGUUUAAAAUCAAAA